CACAUGAAACAUUGCGGUGCGUUCUUCACGGCGGUUCGUUGAAUUUCGGAACUGAAUUUCUACUCGUUUUUGAAUAGUAGUGGUUAUAAUUUACCGUGAGCACAUAGGAAAUUCGUUGGAAGGACAAUGACGGCCUUUUUGCCGCCGAAUUUGCUGGCAUUAUUCGCUCCGCGCGAUCCGAUUCCUUACCUAGCACCUUUGGAUAAACCAGCUUGGUUGAAACGACCAUGGCCUUACAGCGGCCUUGCAACGUAUGUCAGAGAAUUUGAGGAUCCUAACUUAACUCCACCGCCAACCCGAGGAGAAACAAGGGAUGAAAAAACUGAACGAAAGAGGAAGGAAAAAAUUGAGCGCACAACAAAGUUUCAAGAAGACCAGAUAGAACAAUGGGACCCUCAUAAUGAUGCUAAUGCAGUGGGAACUGAUGCAUUCAGGACACUUUUUGUGGGAAGAAUUAAUUAUGAUACCUCUGAAUCUAAACUCAGACGAGAGAUGGAGCUCUACGGGCCAAUCAAAAGAAUCCAUAUUGUCCAUAAUGUAAACAACACCAAACCCAGAGGUUAUGCAUUCAUUGAAUAUGAACAUGAGCGAGACAUGCAUGCUGCUUACAAGCAUGCUGAUGGAAAGAAGAUCGACGGCAGGAGGAUUGUUGUGGACGUGGAGAGAGGUCGCACAGUCAAGACAUGGAAACCAAGACGACUUGGGGGAGGACUCGGUGGCACUCGUGUUGGUGGCCCAGAUGAGAACAUCAAGCAUUCAGGACGCGUGGAGAAUACAGAGAGAUAUGAGGAUCGCGAAAGAGAUAGGGGGGACAGAGGAGAUCGUGACCGAGACCGCGAGCGUGAGCGUUACAGGGAACGUGACCGUGAUAAAGAUCGUGAACGUUACAGGGAACGUGACAGAGAUCGUGACCGCGACCGUGACCGCGAAAAGGAACGUCGGAAACACAGAAGUAGAUCACGCGAAAAAGACCGUGAUCGUGAUCGCGACCGUGACAGGGAUAGGGAGAGGCGGCGUGAUCGCGACCGUGACCGUGACAAAGAUCGUGGUGAUCGUGGUGAUCGCGGGGAUCGUGACCGAGAAAGAGAGCGUGACAAAGAGCGUGAUCGGGAUCGUGACCGUGAUCGUGAAGGAGAAAGAAUCAAGGAAGAGCCAAAUGGUGAAUACCCAGAGUAUGACAACGAGAGCCAAAUGGACAACAACAAUAUGGAGAUGGUGGACUGAGAUUUUACUGAAGGAUAACCUCUGGAAUGACCGUUCUCUUUUACGCACAAGAACCUUCUCAAGAAACAAACCUUGAACACCUGCACUUAACGUUCUUAGCUAGAAAAUUUCGUUGUCGAUUCGUUGUGUUACAUGAAAUCUCUGUUUCUCUAUGAGCAUUGUGUGACUACUCAAAUGACGGUGACAAAAGAGGCUACCAGUUAGGUGAUCAUGCAAUCCUCAUGCCUGCAACUUAAAAAGGCUAGUUCACUUUUAAAAGCAAAAUUUGUGUAAACGACUGGAAAUUCGAGAUUAAAAAAUAA
Molecule: messenger RNA, 1526 nt
Organism: Orbicella faveolata
Lineage: Eukaryota; Metazoa; Cnidaria; Anthozoa; Scleractinia; Merulinidae
Product: U1 small nuclear ribonucleoprotein 70 kDa-like
Biological process (GO): mRNA splicing, via spliceosome
Cellular component (GO): precatalytic spliceosome; U2-type prespliceosome; U1 snRNP
Molecular function (GO): mRNA binding; U1 snRNA binding
Source: RefSeq, a predicted model, not a curated record